AUGGCACAGUCUCUGGCUGCGCAGGAUGAGGCUGAGCUGUGGUUUUGCUCCAAUAAGCUGUUGCUAAAUACAGAUAAGACAAAGAGAAUGGUGUUCUCCAUGCGAAGCCUGCCUGGAGACAGUGAUUUGGUUGGUGAAGCCAAGUUUCUGGGGGUUACUUUGGAUCCAAGAUUGCAAUGGGGCCUUCACAUUGACAGAGUUGCUGGAAAGGCCACCAAAGGUAUAUAUGUGCUACGGAGUUUGUCUUCUUGUGUUUCUGUAGAAAUAUUGAGAAUGGCUUACUUUGCCAUUUGCCAUUCACAUAUAUCCUACGCCAUUCUGGCUUGGGGGCAUUCUUCAGGGGUCCAUAGACUGUUCGCCUUGCAAAGAAGAGCAGUUAGGGUUGUGAGCCGUCUGGGCUACAGGGACGAUUGCAGAGAUACCUUUGUUAAGUUGGAAAUCCUUACUGUGCCUUGUUUAUAUAUUUUUGAAAAUCUACUAUUCGUUAAAAGAAACUCCAACUAUGUAACUCAUGGGGACGUCCAUGAGCACAAUACUAGGCAUAAGAACAAUCUAGUACCUCCUUAUUGGCGACUGAGGAGGUGUCAAGAUGGACCUGGUUAUUGGGCGGUCAAAUUUUUUAAUGUACUUCCAGACGGCUUAAAAUCGCUUCCGUUUAAAGAUUUUAAAGUUCAAAUCAAGAAAAUUCUUAUUAAUAACUCAUUUUACACGUUUGAAGAGUUUUUAAGACAUAAAUUUUAA
Acanthoscelides obtectus is the source of this 741-nucleotide messenger RNA. Lineage: Eukaryota; Metazoa; Arthropoda; Insecta; Coleoptera; Chrysomelidae. The record is from the annotation of a GenBank genome assembly.